This is a messenger RNA of Talaromyces amestolkiae, 5508 nucleotides long. RefSeq lists its product as uncharacterized. NCBI's taxonomy places the organism in Eukaryota, Fungi, Ascomycota, Eurotiomycetes, Eurotiales, Trichocomaceae. The coding region runs from base 1 to 5508 and encodes 1835 amino acids. Gene Ontology annotation, cellular component: nuclear pore inner ring. Gene Ontology annotation, molecular function: structural constituent of nuclear pore. The record is from RefSeq and is a predicted model, not a curated record. The transcript is spliced from 4 exons. Gene Ontology annotation, biological process: protein import into nucleus; RNA export from nucleus.
AUGGCUCCGGCUCCGGAAGCCUAUUUCGCGUCCCUGGACAAGUGUUUCUCUGGGGACGCACAGCUUUUGUCUUGGAGACGAGUUUUUCUUGCUCUGACAUCUCCACCAGAUAGCAGCAAUGACGCCGACUACAUAACGUCUUUCCUAUCACAACCCGAAAGCGUCCGUUUGCUUUCAAAUUGCUUCACACCGUUCGAAUCACCUUCCGCAAAAUCCAAAUCCGAAUUUGAAUCCAAAACAGCCGCGAUUCAUGUUGAUACAUCGCCCCAAGCAGCUUAUCAGAUAGACGAGAUCAAAGCUGAUACUCUAUGGUUAAGCCAAAAGGCAGGCAUCGACGAGGUAGCGGCACUCCGAAUCAUAGUACAAGAAUGGCAGACCAGACCAAACGCCCAGCUGCUGGGAAGAUUUUCCGAAGAAGAAGCGACAAGCCUGCAAGACGCAGCAAGUGUGGAUAGCUUCCGUGUGUCUCUAGCUGGCCCUCAACUAAAAGAGGUCUUGAAAAAGGCUCAUGGGGGCUCAGAGAAAGCAUUUUUCUCGGAGAAAUCGAGACGAAUACGGAUACAGAAUAUCUAUUUGUCGGAAAAAAGUCAUAUUGUGAAAACUUCGAGGAAAUUGCUAGGCGCCUUUUUGCAUGGGAAGGUUCCGGCCGAUGUUCGUCUUGUACCGCUUACACAUGAUGCUGAGCAGUUUGUACGGAAGGACGGCCUCGCGCGUUUAGGAGAGCAGCUUUUCAAACCUAGAUCAGGAGAAACUGAGAGCAUCCGCUUUCUGCUUGAUGCGAUCAAAGCCAUCGAGAAACGUCUGAGCGAUUUCCAGACGGAAGGCGGAUGGCUGUCUGCUGCCGAGAGUAAUUUUGAUACAGAGAAUUUUUGGCGAACAUCGCUUGUUGACGAGGUUGUGCACGUUAUGCAGAUCAUUUAUCUGCAUGUUCAGUCUUGUGAUGUGGUGACCAGUGGAGAGGUUGUUUUGGCUUGGUUGCGGCUCAUGGCCGAAUACAGCUUCAUGGAACCUGUCAGCCCACCAUGUGAGGACCCAAUAGUACUCAGGCUCUCGCUACAGGUCCUCGCUUCGGCCACGACACUUGGUCUAUUGAAACUUCCUGAAUCUUUGGCACUCGUCCUGAAGAAUGGCAGUCUGUCGCAAGAAGAGGCUUUGUCGGGGUCCAAGCCAUACUUCUUAUCCCGAACGCAUAUUACCGAGAUCAAUGAGGUCUUGCUCAAUGCUAUUGACAUGGGAAUAUUGAGUGCCAGUCCUGCAGCCUUUGCCUGGGGAGCAAUACUCUAUGCAAUGCGAGAAAUCGCAMAAGCCGCAAAAGACACUCGAGAAAUGGAACAAUUCCAUAGCGCAGUCGACUCAUUCCAAUCCAAUCAACCUACAGCAGCUGUGGCACGUUCACUAGAGCAGACCUUUUAUGAGGACCUACUGGAUAUGGCGCGAGUCCCGGCCUUUGGAGAUGAUUACGUGGGUGUGUUAACUGUUGGGGCCAUGGAAAAAGGCCAGGUAUUCGAAGUGAUCAACAAUAUUGCCUCCAACGUCGGCUCAGUUUCCGCCAUCGAUGAUCUAGUUAUAGAUUUAUGGAUUCGCAAUUCUUUGAUGGGAAUUAUCCGGGUGAGCUCACAUGUGACUGACUAUUCUCCGGAGCUGGUUGCGGCAACACUUUCGAUUUUAAAUGCGUCAAAAAACACACUACAAGCGCAGAAAGCAGACCACAUCACCCAGCCAAGUGAUCCCCGUUUUGUUUUCCUUCACGACGAGGAUCUCAUGAGCCGAAUUUUCCACAUUGCCCGAUCUCGCUUUCCGUACGAAUCCAUCCCAUUUCUACAGUUAUGUCGGGCCCUGGCUAGCAAGGAUCAAAUAAACGGAAGCGGUCCUGUUCGAAUAUUGAAUGAGCUUGAUGCUAUGGAAACUUUUACUCAGAUGGUGUCACCUGACUUUCAAGGUUACGAGACGAUACGUGAAGACGAAAACGCAAAUUUUGUUUCCCUUGUCCAGCCGAUUCCCAUGAUCGCCUCAACUUUCGCGAAACUCACUGAUAAUACCGAUGCACAGACGGCUCUUGUUGUUGCGAGCUCUUUGCAGCUUCAGCCAACAACAACCGGCCAGGUAGUUUCGGAGUCGAAACCAGCUGUUAUUAUGUGGUAUCAUAAUUACUCUAGCAUAACUUUUCUCGGUAGCUGGCUGGAGGAGUGGGCGAACAAAGGGGGUCGUAUGCCUGACUCGGACGAUGAAGCCAUUGCCGAAAUCAUUGGACUGCUCACUGACCUGAUGGCUGCUUGUCAGCUAACCGACGACGAAACCGGGCCAAAGAGGAUACUUGAGAUGGCCAGUGAAAGCCUGAAUGAACGCAGUGACAUUGUGUCUGUGAUCAUUAAUAUCUUGGAACGAAGUUUGGAGAGUCCUGGAGCACAGUCUGGCACCUCCGACUCGCUUGACAUUACGGUUGCCUGCAUGCGAUUUCUUCGAGUUCUUGUUACUUUCAUGCCCAGUCGCACAUGGCCAUUUUUAUCUCGGAGUAGCUUGUUAGGUCCAGGUGGUAAAGGCAGUCGUUUUUCGGCGAUUGUAUCGGCGAGCGAGGUGACUUCGGGCAAUUAUCCUUUUCUUCUCAGUUGUGUUGAUCUCUUCGAAGCCAUUGUGGAAGACGCUAUAUCGAAUGCUGCAAUACGGAAGAUAACAACACGUACAGUUUUCAAAGCAGCAGACGCAUUCGAUCGAAGCGCUGGCGUGCCUUCUCAUGUCAUUAGCAAGGUAUUGUGCAACUUUGUGCGUUCAAUGAUUGAAGUAUACAACAGUUCUGGUAACUGGCGCUUCAAUCAGCCAGAGCAAAGACUUCAAGUGGACGCUAGUCUAGCCCGAACCUUCGAGAGGAUCAUCUAUUUCACAUAUGGUAUUGAUGAAACGGACAGCCACCAGACUAAGAUCACAGCAAUCUUCCAAGAAUCAGCCGAUUACAUACUUGACGUGCUGCGACCGCAGUCGAAAGAAGAAUUGCCACUAAAUCCUGUUCUGCGCAUUAUCCUAGGUGGCUUACAGACCCCGACUAGCACUGUCUAUCUUCGCCAAUUACAGCAUACCGAACGCCAGUUGAUUACUACACUUGACUUGGCUACUAGGUUGAUACAAGCAGCGCAGUUAAGUGGUUCUACUAUGUCUCUUCUCGAAGAUCAGCUCUUCAAAGCAGCUCCCGUUCUUGUAAAACUUUACAGCUGUCAUGACCAAUUCCGUCUACCUGUCGUGACUCUUCUGGAACUCCUACUUACAAAGGCAGCUUUGGAUGGAGAAAAGGAGCCUGCAUCCUUCCUUGGCCAUCUAGGCUCGGAAUCAACCUGCCUUUUCUUGGAUGUGCUCGCGCAAUUUGAUAGACCCCUCCCUAACUUGACCCUGCUAGUGUCAAUAUGGCGACUGCUAUCUACAUUCGUCGGUAAGCGUCAGCAAUGGGUUGCUAUCUAUUUGCUUACAGGAAGUUCGCCGCGCGAUUCAAUGAAGCUCCGCAAUGGCAACGAGAAAGCAUCCAGAAUGCGAAACACCCCAUUCCUCAAAACGGCACUCGAUUCUUUGGCAAAUAUCGACCAUCUCGAACCCAUAAUUUCAUUAUCUCUCCUCGAAUUCAUCUCCUGUGCGCAGGAACACUGGCCCUGGGCAACACCUCAGUUGGGUAAUCACUCAAACUUCUUCAGCUCGAUUGUCAACUACGUUUCUCAUUUAAAGAUUGCGAGCGAGUCAGUCACGACUCAAAUCAGCUUGAUUCAGAUCGCUGCUAUCACAGCCAAUUUGUGUGCAAUCUACCUGCAUUCAGCAAAGGAAGCUCGCGAUAAGACUUUUGUGAAGAUGCUGGUUCCGUUGGUCUUUUGGUACGCCGAAAAUGCUGUCGAUGUCUCUGGGUACAACGCGUCGCUUCACGCCAACUUGAAAAAGAACUUUGAGAUGAAAUACGCCGGGUGUCAUCUUCAGCAGUUUAAACGAACAGUUCUAGAGAUAAGACCAUUGGGCAAAGGCUAUUACUAUGAUUUAUACUUGGCUGAUAAGUUACUCUCAUACGACUUUUCCUGGAGAGGGAAAAAGGACCAGGGCUUUGCAAGCGAGUUUGAACGGGCUAAUCUCAACCUUUCGGUGGUUGAAGCACAAGUAACUCUGUUUAACAGCUGGAAGUUCUUCGCCAUUGAACAUGCGUCAGACUUUAGUCCAGACCAAGAGAUUCAAAAGUCAAUGGCGUUGAUCGUGCGAAACUGCCUACUUGCGAAUACGCGCCCGACUCCUGAAGAACCUAUAUUUUCCAAGCUACAAAAGUCAAGAGUGGAUUUUGCUCUUUCAAUGCUCCAGCGUUUGGUCGAAUUCGGCGCCGAGGGCCCUGAGAUGACUGGGUUAUUAGCGGUUGUAUGGGAAGCGAUGCGUGCAUGUGGCACUACCUACGAGAACGCUCUAAUCCAUGAUAAUACUGACUACUACCGAGGUCUGCUGAACGUUCUGUUCCUUGCGCUUCAAUUUCAUGUCUCAAAAUCACGGUCGGCUGCUGCUGAACCCGCGAACAAGAAGAAGAAGUUCGAUCUCUCAUCUGAUCUAGCCAUUGUGCUGGAGGUGAUCAAAGUCGUGAUAGCCCAAGGCUUCCGCUCCCUUACAACAUACUUGCAUGAUGAACCGCAGCGCUGCUCGCCAAAAGACUUUGCCAUCAUUACGGCGAUUUUACAGACGGCUCUACGGGUCAAGGAUGCUGAACGGCUGUACGAGCACAUCGUAUUCCACAUUGAGGACAAUGAUACGGCCAGAUACGCAACGACUCUCUUCUCAUGGGCAGACCAAUUGACUGUUGAGGGCGAUCCAGUUUACGGAGAAUUGAGCAUCAUAUUUCUUGUCGAACUCUCAGCUAUUCCUAUGCUGGCAGAGUACUUGGCUGUAGAAGCAGUACUCAUGAAGCUCUCUACCAGCCGUUUGACUCGAAUUCUCUCACAAGCCAAAACAUUCGGCCCAUUCGACCCAGUACCUCGCCUAUACGCUAUUUGGAGGGAAGGGUUUUUGCCUCUUUGCCUUAACCUUCUCUUCAACGUCAGUCGCGCCGCACCCGAAGUAGCGGCAUUCCUCAAUCAAUUUGAAGGACGACUGACCCGUGCGGCUGAAUCAUUUGCAAGUAUACACGCAGGCACAGCGUCGUCGGCUUCAUCUCAACCCGAGAAACGGAUCAGUCUUUCAAUGGCAUCCGAGGCGUAUUCAUUAUCCCUCAUGUCCUUCAUCCUCGAGCGAUACCGAGCCGCCGGACCCAGCGCGGGAGUCGACAGUCAGGCGAUUCAGGAUUUGAAAUGGGACAAAUCACAAAUCAAAGAGGAUAUUGAGGAAUUACUUAGUCGUCGAUCUAGUUUACGUGCUCGCAUGGUAGCCACUAAUGAAACAGAAGCAGAGCUGGCACGUCAGCAACCUCUUCAUGCAUCGUCCUCGGGCGCCGAGGAUCGUCUUGAGGAGAAGAUUGUGUAUGAGUUACGAGCUGCAUUGACGUGCCUAUCGGGGUCGGAUGAGGCAUAG